GGAACCGGAGCCCUUCACCUGCGGGCGCUACGGACAGGCUACGUUUUGGCCGGAGGGCGGCGGGCUCCGGCGGAACGGGCGGUGGGGCGGGGAGAGCCAGAGCCCGCCCCACGCCCCGGCCCGCCUUAAGCCCCGGCCCGCGAGUCCUGUUCCCCCUGCGCGGCCCUGCAGCUUCGGGACCCCUGCCCGGAGGAGCCGCCUGCCCUCAACCCGCCGCUGCCGCCAUGCUGGGCUCGCCCGGCCGUGCCCCGCCGCUGCUGCUGGUGGGGCUGCUGCUGGGGCUGCCCGUGCUGCUGCCGGCGCGGCCGCCGGGCGGUGGCAGGCGGCCCCGCUAUGAGCCCACCUGGGGCUCGCUGGACGCCCGUCCGCUGCCCGCCUGGUUUGACGAGGCGAAGUUUGGCGUCUUCAUCCACUGGGGCGUGUUCUCGGUGCCCAGCUUCGGCAGCGAGUGGUUCUGGUGGUACUGGCAGAAGGAAAAGAGACAGCCUUAUGUGGAAUUUAUGGAGGCAAAUUACCCACCUGGGUUCAGUUAUGAAGAUUUUGGGCCACUGUUUACAGCAGAAUUCUUUGAUCCCAACCAGUGGGCAGAUAUUCUGAAGGCUUCAGGUGCAAAAUAUGUUGUCUUAACUUCAAAACAUCAUGAAGGCUUUACUUUAUGGGGGUCCAAAUAUUCUUGGAACUGGAAUGCUGUUGAUGUGGGACCAAGACGAGAUCUUGUGGCUGAACUAGAAACAUCUGUUAGAAACAGGACUGACUUGCAUUUUGGGUUAUACCAUUCCCUGUUCGAAUGGUUUAAUCCUCUCUUCCUUGAGGAUGCUGCCAAUGCCUUUAUGACAAGAAAGUUUCCAACUAGUAAAUCAUUACCAGAACUCUAUGAAAUUGUGACCAAGUACCAGCCAGAAAUAAUUUGGUCUGAUGGGAAUGGAAAUGCACCAGAUACUUACUGGAACAGUACUGGUUUCUUGGCUUGGCUGUAUAACGACAGUCCAGUCCGGGACACGGUUGUGACCAAUGACCGCUGGGGGGUUGGCAGCAUCUGUACACAUGGCGGCUUCUACACUUGCAGUGACCGGUAUAACCCCGGCCACCUUCUGCCUCACAAGUGGGAGAACUGCAUGACCAUUGACAGCGGGUCGUGGGGGUACAGGAGGAAUGCACAGCUUAGCGACUACCUCACAAUCCAGGAGCUGGUGAAGCAACUUGUAGAAACAGUGUCUUGUGGAGGAAACCUCCUGAUGAAUAUUGGGCCCACUCACGAUGGUCGCAUCGCCGUUGUGUUCGAGGAACGCCUGAGGCAGAUGGGUGCCUGGCUGGAAGUCAAUGGAGAAGCCAUCUAUGGGACGAAACCAUGGAGAGCACAGAACGACACAGCCACCCCAGGAGUGUGGUACACUUUCAGCCCUAAAGAGGGGAAAGUCAAUGCCAUCUUCCUUGACUGGCCAGUCUCUGGGACUCUGGUACUUGGUGAGCCACAAGCCAAGCUUGGAGAAACACAGGUGAAGCUGGUUGGCUACGAGGAACUGCUGAAAUGGGUUGCACUGGGAGAAAAGGGAAUCAUUGUAGCUCUGCCUCAGUUAACUCCCAAGCAAUUGCCAUGUCAGUGGGGCUGGACAUUACAGCUGACUGACAUAAGCUGAGCUGUAUGCUGCUGGAGCCUUGGGCAGCAGGGAAUGAGGAUGUUUUGCCCACUUUCUCAUCACUGGUUUCUCUUGACUGACUGCGAAACCCCAAUAAUUUCACUUCUUCAUGAAAGGUGGACUGUUGUUAAAGGAUGGAAUGACCCUCAGGUGAAAUCUAGAACUAGAUAGGUGAAGCUCUGCAUACAAUUUGUUUUCUUGAACUUGUGUGAAAACUGAGCAUUGACCUUGACCUCUCCACUUAAUCAGUUUCUUGCCAAGUUAUGUGAAGGGGGGAAGGAAAGAAGGGAAACCAGGCACUGGAUUUUUAAAGCCAUGAGAAAGAACAAGCUAGCUCAAGCCAGCAUUCAAAUGUCAGUCAGUCAUCUACCUUCUUUAAUGCAAGAAAUCUUAACUUCCACAAAACUGUACAGUAAAACCUGUCAGCUUUAGAGAAAAGAAUAGCCUUUCUCCAGUUGUGUGCAACAAGUGGCAGUUUCAGCUGAGCAGGGCAGUGUAUCUGCAUUACUCUGAAGUAAUUCUAUCCAUUAUUGGGAUACAAGCAAAGUGGGAGGGGUUUUGGCUGUUUUAUAUAAUAUUAUAUGGUUAAUGCUGACUGUUUACAGCCAUUGUUUUUAACGUUACCAGGGUGCCUCCUGUGGACAAUAAACCAAAACAUGUACUCCAAUGACGAGCUUUUUUAUAAGUGAGAAAUAACCAGGAGUUGCUAGGGAGCCUCAGCUUUGUCCAAGAGGCAUCAAUUUAAGCAGAGGGUAGAUUGCAUCUAACUUGAAAAAUUCCCAAGCUCAUCAUGUGUCAGGAUUUGCAGGGACAGACCUGCAGUGUGAAGUUUGCAAAGAGGGGGAGAUAUAGGACAACAAAAAGCAUGAAUUGUUUCAGUGCAGAUAUCAAAGGUUUAUUUUUCCUGAGUAAUGUCAAUAAGUGCAAAACUAUGACUGUAUAAUUUAUGUUUAUUCUUACAGGAUUUUAAGUGAAGGGCCAAUAGAGGUUAUUGCCUUUCCUGCUGGUAAUGUUAGUACACACACAAAUUUUACAUUAAAAUAUUUUAUUACAAUACAGACAAUUAGGCUCAAAAUUAAUAAUACAAAUUAAGAUAAAAUAUUUACAAGUUAAUGUGUACAGUGUAGCUGUUUGAACAGCAUAAACAAGAGGACUUCUAAAAAUCCACAUUCCUUUAGCAUCAAGUAACAGAGAGAGCAGUUCCCUCCUGCCCACCCCCCCAGCUUGUUCAAGAAGAAUGUGCAUCAGUUGGCAAAGGCUUGCUGUAGAAUGACUCUUUGGAAUAACAUUUGUAAAGUUUAAGAAAAAAUGAGUUUUCCUUUAUGAAAAUAAAUAUUUGGGAGAAGAAGAAA
Messenger RNA from Strigops habroptila (Kakapo), 2989 nucleotides. RefSeq names its product alpha-L-fucosidase 2 (gene FUCA2). NCBI's taxonomy places the organism in Eukaryota, Metazoa, Chordata, Aves, Psittaciformes, Psittacidae. The transcript has 7 exons. Gene Ontology annotation, molecular function: alpha-L-fucosidase activity. The record is from RefSeq and is a predicted model, not a curated record. Gene Ontology annotation, cellular component: lysosome. Bases 225 to 1637 code for a protein of 470 amino acids. Gene Ontology annotation, biological process: fucose metabolic process; glycoside catabolic process.